Molecule: messenger RNA, 3501 nt
Organism: Penicillium lagena
Lineage: Eukaryota; Fungi; Ascomycota; Eurotiomycetes; Eurotiales; Aspergillaceae
Exons: 1
Coding region: 1-3501 (1166 amino acids)
Biological process (GO): peptide catabolic process
Cellular component (GO): mitochondrion; cytosol
Molecular function (GO): metal ion binding; metalloendopeptidase activity
Source: RefSeq, a predicted model, not a curated record
AUGUCUCCAAGGUCCUCGGCACUGCUGUUGUACAGAGGUCUCAGUUGCAAUCCGACGACUCGCCCGAUUCUGCUGCCACGCAUCACGAUUCUGACCCCCUUUCGCUAUCCACCUUUCCCCCGCUCGCUUUCGCAUCCCACCCACCCUCUUACCGCCGCCAUUCAACCCUCCAUCCCAGCCAUGCCGCAAGUCGAGUGCAUAACAGAACGUCUGGAGAAGCCGGAGCUCGAUGAUCGGUCCUACCGUGUGAUUCGGCUGCCGAACCAGCUGGAGGCUCUUCUGGUUCAUGACCCAGACACCGACAAGGCCAGCGCCGCCGUCAACGUCAAUGUGGGGAACUUUUCCGAUGAAAAUGACAUGCCCGGUAUGGCGCACGCCGUUGAGCACCUGCUCUUCAUGGGAACCAAGAAGUAUCCCAAGGAAAAUGCCUACAACCAGUACCUCGCCUCCCAUUCGGGAUCUUCCAACGCCUACACCGCUGCCACCGAGACAAAUUACUUUUUCGAGGUGUCCGCCACCGGAGAUUCGAGUAGCGCAAAGUCCAGCGGGGUAAACACUCCCGCGGAAUCCACGAAUGGUACCAACGGCGUCGUCAGUGAGUCGUCGAGUGAGAAAUCCGACUCCCGAUCCCCGCUGUAUGGCGCAUUGGAUCGCUUUGCCCAGUUCUUUGUGUCUCCGUUGUUCCUAGAGUCGACCCUAGACCGUGAACUGCGGGCGGUCGAUUCAGAGAACAAGAAGAAUCUCCAGAGUGAUAUGUGGCGGUUGAUGCAGCUGAACAAGUCUCUCUCCAACCCUGCACACCCAUACAGCCACUUUUCGACCGGUAAUCUGCAGACUCUGAAAGAUGAUCCGCAGAAACGCGGUCUGGAAGUCCGCAGUAAGUUUAUCGAAUUCUAUGAACAACAUUACUCUGCCAACCGGGCCAAACUGGUGGUUUUGGGUCGGGAGACGCUGGACGUAUUGGAACAAUGGGUUUGCGAGUUGUUCAGCGGCGUGGAAAACAAGAAUCUUACCCAGAAUCGCUGGGAUGGCGUCCAGCCGUUUUCAGAGGAAGAUAUGUGCACACAAGUCUUUGCCAAACCCGUUAUGGACACUCGCUCGAUGGACAUGUAUUUCCCGUUUCUGGAUGAGGAGGAUAUGAACGACUCCCAGCCCAGUCGGUAUAUUGGUCAUCUAAUCGGUCAUGAGGGACCAGGCAGUGUUCUAUCAUACCUCAAGACCAAGGGAUGGGCGAAUGGCUUGUCCGCUGGCGCGAUGCCGAUCUGUCCUGGAUCGGCAUUUUUCACCGUCUCGGUGCGCCUGACGCCCGAGGGUCUGAAGCAGUAUCAAGAAGUGGCCAAGGUUGUCUUUGAGUAUAUUUCCAUGAUCAAGGAGCGCGAGCCGGAGCAAUGGAUCUUUGACGAAAUGAAGAACCUGGCUGAAGUUGAUUUCCGCUUCAAGCAGAAGACCCCGGCUAGUCGGUUCACCAGUCAGUUGAGCAGUGUCAUGCAGAAGCCGCUGCGUCGUGAGUGGCUACUGAGUGGCUCGCUGUUGCGGCGCUUCGAUCCCACUUUGAUCAAGAAAGCUCUGUCCUAUCUCCGGGCAGACAAUUUCCGCCUUAUUAUUGUGUCUCAGGAGUUCCCUGGAACUUGGGAUCAGAAGGAGAAGUGGUACGGCACAGAAUACAAGGUUGAAAAGAUUCCUCAGGACUUUUUGAGUGGAAUUCAAAAGGCCCUGGAAUCGACCGCGGCUUCUCGUACGUCCGACGUGCACAUGCCACACCCGAACGAGUUCGUGCCAACUCGACUGUCGGUCGAGAAGAAGGAGGUCGAGGAGCCGGCCAAGACCCCGAAGAUGAUUCGUCAUGACGAACGAGUCCGCCUGUGGUUUAAGAAGGAUGACCGGUUCUGGGUUCCCAAGGGUACGAUAGAUGUUACGCUGCGGAACCCUCAGGUGUGGGCCACGCCGGCCAACCUGAUCAAGACGAAGCUCUAUUGUGAGCUGGUGAGGGACUCUCUGGAUGAGUACUCCUACGAUGCCGAGCUCGCCGGCUUGGACUACCACCUAUCUGCCAAUAUUCUGGGACUUGACUUUUCUGUGGGCGGGUACAAUGACAAGAUGUCUGUGCUGCUGGAUAAGGUGCUGUCUACCAUGCGUGACCUGGUGGUCAAAGAGGAACGGUUCGCCAUCAUCAAAGAGCGGUUGGCGCGGGCGUUCCGGAAUACCGAGUACCAACAGCCUUACUACCAGGUCGGCGACUAUACUCGGUAUCUGCUGUCUGAACGGGGUUGGAUCAAUGAGCAGUAUAUCGAAGAGCUGGAGCACAUUGAAGCAGAUGACAUCACCAAGUUCUACCCGCAGCUGCUUGAACAGACACACAUCGAGGCCUUGGUCCAUGGCAACCUUUACAAGGAGGAUGCGCUACGCAUGACGGACACGAUUGAGAAGACGUUGAAGGGACGUCCUCUUCCGCCCUCACAGUGGUAUCUGCGGCGCAACAUGGUUUUCCCGCCUGGCAGUAACUACGUGUACCCGCGGACCCUGAAGGACCCGGCGAACGUCAAUCACUGCAUCGAAUACUACUUGUAUAUGGGUCUCUUCACAGACGCCACACUGCGCGCAAAACUGCAGCUGUUUGCGCAAAUGACCGACGAGCCGGCGUUUGAUCAACUGCGGAGCAAGGAACAGCUCGGGUAUGUGGUCUGGAGUGGCGCGCGCUUCAAUGCGACGACCAUGGGUUACCGUGUGAUUAUCCAGAGCGAACGCACCGCACAGUACCUGGAGACACGCAUCGAUUCGUUUCUGCGCGAAUUCGGUCCGAUUCUGGAGGCGAUGCCCGAGGAUGAGUUCGAGGGCCACAAGCGCAGCGUGGUCAACAAGCGUCUCGAGAAACUCAAGAACCUCGGUUCGGAGACGACUCGGUUCUGGUCGCACAUUGGGUCGGAAUACUUUGAUUUCUUGCAACAUGAGAUCGACGCGGCCAAUGUGCGCACGCUCACCAAAGCCGACCUGGUCUCUUUCUACCGGCAGUACAUCGACCCGUCAUCCUCGCAGCGGGCCAAGCUUUCUAUUCACAUGAAUGCGCAGUCUGGUGCCCACGAGAACACUUCUGGGCCCGCUGAGAAACGAUCUCACCUGGUCGAGGCGGUGGACAAACAGCUGGAAGCCGCCGGACUUGCCGUGGGCGCUGGUCGACUCGGCACGGCGUUCGAGCAGCUGGACAUGUCGACUCUGGACAGCUCGCAGGUAAUAUCUUUGGUCAAGAUAUUCUUGGCUACGGAGGCGAGCCUGUCAACGGAGCAGAUCGCGUCGGCGGUUGACCGUCUGGAGCAGAAUCUGGGUCUGCAGUUGAAACAACUGGGCCUGGAUCUGUCUUCUUCCACGCCUAAUGGCGAUGCGGCUUCUACAGAGGCGGUUGUUAUCACAGACGUGCCUACAUUCAAAGCCCGACUGCCGGUGAGUACAGGGCCGGUAGCAAUGUCGGAACUGAGCGAGUUUGAGGAUUUUGAUGCGAAGCUGUGA